Thelazia callipaeda (thelaziosis nematode) is the source of this 2646-nucleotide messenger RNA. NCBI's taxonomy places the organism in Eukaryota, Metazoa, Nematoda, Chromadorea, Rhabditida, Thelaziidae. The record is from the annotation of a GenBank genome assembly.
AUGGCUUCUAUGCCAGUUUCAAGCACACAAGCAAAAACUAUGACUCUGGGUGAGUUACGAGUUUUCGAACUCAAACAAGAACUAGAAAAACGUGGCUUAGACAAAAGUGGAAUUAAGCUCGCUUUGGUAGAGCGUUUGGAAGAGGCUCUUCGAGAAGAAGGUUAUGAUCCUAAAACUUACAAGUUCUCGGUCAAUGAUUGUAGCAGAUCUCCUGCAAAUCCUUUAAAAAAUUCCAACGAGGUAGUGAAAGAAGCUAAUGAACAUGGAACAGGCCUUGAGAAUGGUCUUGAAGAUGGAAAUAGAGAAGCUAAAGAGGAAAAUAUAGGUGAAGAAGAUUCAGAUAUCACAAUUAUUGAACCUGCACAGAAAGUUGAGGCGACGAAAAAAAUAGGUUAUUUGGCCAUGACAAAGAUGGAAGAGACAGAAAUCGAGGAAACGAAAGUGAAACACAAGAUAAUUGAGGAAGAUGACAGUAAAGUUGGAUCCAUCAAAGAAUCAAUGGAUAUAAACAAAGUUCUCAUUGAAGAGACCAUUAUUUCAAAGCAAACAAUAGAAGCUGAUGAGUUGAAGGAGGAGGAAACAUUGAAGGAAUUGGGAGAAGAAAUUAAUUAUGAAGAUGAAGAAAUGUCUGAUGUUACUCGGAUUAAUGAAGAGGAAUUCAAGGCUACGGAGUCGAAAAGAAGUGCGAGUGAGUUGACAGAGGAGAAGGACGAAAAGAUAUGUGAUGAGACAAUGGAAGAAAAAAUCAAAACCCCUAAAGGGAGUAAUAAUUCAUUUACUUCGACUGUUGAGACUGUAGCAUCAACACCAGCAGAUCGUGUCGGAGGUACUGUACAUACGGUGACAUCUGUGCUGAAGAAAUCCGACAAUUCUUUAUGGAUCAAAGGGAUCAGUCCAAAUACAAAGGCUGCUGAUUUAAAGGCAAUGUUUGCAAAAUAUGGUCGUGUACUGACUGCAAAAAUUUUCACAAGACGGCAGCAGCCAUCAAGUGCAUGUUUUGGCUUUGUUACUAUGGUGGAUGCUACUGUGGCUGACCUUUGCAUUCAGAAACUUCACAAAACAACUGUUAAGGGACGACCUAUUACUGUGGAAAGAGCAGAUCGUUGCAACAUGCCUACUGUUAAAUCGAUACCCAAGAAACCAACAUCUAAUACUACGAGUGAUGCGAAAACUGGAAAGCCCAAUAAUGUUGCUGAUAGUUGUUCGAAAAGCAGUGACGAAAAAUGUUCUGUCGCUAAAACAUCUGAUAAAUCAAAGAGAGAUGGAACCAGUGGAGCUAACCUCGAUAAGCCAAAGAGUGGCGUGUCGGGUGGUGAUAAAGCAGAAAGUGUGGUAAGAAACGAGAAACAGAAAUCAACAAAGGUGGUUUCAGAAACAAAAAAGUCGCCUGUUAAAGCGCCAUCUACGAGCACAACACACACAAAAUUUUCAUCUGUCAGUAACAGCAACAAACGUUCAGCAAUUGCACGGUUGCCAUCACGGUUUCGAGUCAGUAGAAGAAUUGAAAGUAUAGAUCGUGUAUCGUCCUCUUUACGACGUUCGUAUGCUAUUCGUAAACCUAGUUACUCAUCAGCUGCAUCUAGGAGAACUCUAGGCGGCCGGUCAUUCCCAAGUCGUAUAAGUCGUGGUAGCAUGUUACGUGGAAUGGUCCGUCGUGAAGUUUCUUCCCGUCGUGUUGAACCUCCUAAUUCGUGGGAGAAGCGUGAAAUGAUGGAGAUGCUACGUAAGAAAGAAGAAGAGCAUCGACUUAAAGAGCAAGAAUUAAGGCUGCAGCGUGAGCGUGAGCGUUUGAAAUUUGAAAGAGAGCGGUUUGAACGGGAGCGUCUUGAACUUCAACAGUUGCGCCAAAUUGCUGCUCUGACGACACCAGUACAGAUGAUGCCAUCUCCUGGGGCACCUCCAGCGCGUCGGUCGCAUGAUUAUGGUGAUGUGGAGUCAUCCAGGUACAAAUCAGAAAAGGAUUUGAAGAGGACUGAAUAUGGAAGACGAUCUGGUGAACGGUCUUCAACACAUCACACAGUUACAUCUGCAUCUCGAAGUUCUUUGUCAGAUCGACGAGAACCACACAGUUCGUCCAGGCAUAUAAAUAGUACACAUUCCUCAUCGCGUGUCAGUUCUGGGCGAAGUCGUGAACGUAGUCGAGAUCGAAGUCGGCAUAGUGCUAGAGAAUAUGGCUCAUCAAAUGUCAAUCGUGAAAAUGUUACCAAUUAUAGUCGUGAUAGUCAUUCAUAUUCUCUACGUGAUCCUUAUCGAUCUGACUCUACGACUUAUAACAACCAUCGAUCUAGUGAUGCUGGUUAUGCAAAUCGGGAAUUAACAUCAUAUAGUUCAUCAAAUGGAUACUCUCGUGAUUUAGGAUCAUCUUAUAGCAAGGAUUCUGGUUAUGGUACCAGUUCGCGCUCUGUUGGGAAUGCAUCUUGGCCAGUAGGGGGAUCAUCGUCGACAUACGUGGGACCACGUGAUUACGAUAGUGGUGCAUGGUUACCAAGCGUGUCCAGUUCGCAAAACCAUGGGUUAGGGAGCAAUAACUGGCCAUCAAGAGAUGACCAUUGGUCAAGCAGUAGUCUGCCCGACACUCAUGGGCAUAUUUCGUCAUAUGACAAAUACGUUAAAUAUGAUUAUGACAAAUACAGUCGUCGUUACUGA